Messenger RNA from Balaenoptera acutorostrata (minke whale), 3525 nucleotides. RefSeq names its product electron transfer flavoprotein subunit beta lysine methyltransferase (gene ETFBKMT). Gene Ontology annotation, molecular function: protein-lysine N-methyltransferase activity. The transcript is spliced from 3 exons. NCBI's taxonomy places the organism in Eukaryota, Metazoa, Chordata, Mammalia, Artiodactyla, Balaenopteridae. Bases 272 to 1192 code for a protein of 306 amino acids. Gene Ontology annotation, cellular component: mitochondrial matrix. The record is from RefSeq and is a predicted model, not a curated record. Gene Ontology annotation, biological process: peptidyl-lysine trimethylation.
CCCAGUUGCUCCGCGGCAUGUGGGAUCUUCCCGGACCAGGGCUCGAACCCGUGUCCCCUGCAUUGGCAGGCAGACUCUCAACCACUGCGCCACCACGGAAGCCCAAGGCAUCUUUUAGAAGAUUGGAUUUUCCUAAAUUAAUGCACCAACGCUUUCACCUAAAAUGAACUUGCACUUGUGCAUCAUCUGCUACAGAGCUAACACUAACAUUUUCUUACUAUGCAAUAGGAUUUGGAAGUGAUGGUGAGCCUUGGAGUUUUCAGUAUCAUUUAUGUUUUUAGAGGUCCAGCGAUUCCAGUUGAGAUCAGUUUGGCAGCCAGACCCUUAUUCUUUCCCCAGGAGGAGCAGCUGUUAUCAAGAGAAGCACCAACAAACCUGUGCUUUGGGACCUAUGGCCUUGCGCCCAGGUUGGAGAGCGUUUACAUCAUUUGCCAUGAACCGCUGUAGUGUCCUUCGGAAGGCUGUGAGAAGCAGUGGUUUUCCCUUGCUUCCCUGGGGCCACUGCCCCUGGAGGGGAACUGGAAGCUUUUUGGACCCUGAGAUGAAAGCUUUCCUGGAGGAGAACACUGAAGUCACCAGCCGUGGUAGCCUCACCCCUGAAAUCCAGUUGCGGCUUUUGACCCCCAGAUGCAAGUUCUGGUGGGAGAGAGCUGACCUGUGGCCCCACAGAGAUCCUUACUGGGCAAUCUACUGGCCAGGAGGCCAAGCCCUGUCUAGGUAUCUUUUGGAUAAUCCUGACGUUGUCAGAGGAAAAUCUGUGUUAGAUAUUGGGAGUGGAUGUGGAGCUACAGCUAUCGCUGCUAAGAUGAGUGGAGCUUUAAGGAUCUUGGCCAAUGACAUAGACCCUAUUGCAGGAAUGGCUAUUACACUAAACUGUGAGUUGAACCAACUGAAUCCUUUUCCCAUUUUAACCAAAAACAUACUGGAUUUGGAACAAGAUAAGUGGGACCUUGUUGUGCUUGGAGAUAUGUUUUAUGAUGAAGACCUUGCAGACAGUCUACAUCAAUGGCUGAAAAAUUGCUUUUGGGUCUACAGAACUCGAGUACUGAUUGGUGACCCUGGGCGACCCCAGUUCAGUGGACAUAACAUUCAGCAUCAACUGCACAAAGUAGCAGAAUAUUCACUUCCAGAGCCUACCAGGCAGGAGAACAGUGGACUGACAACAAGCACGGUGUGGGAUUUUCAGCCUUGAGCUGUUGAAGUACCUCCGAUAUGGAUAUAGCUAUGUUUGUGUUUAACCCUAUAAGACUGUCCAGUUCAAAGAAGGCAAUUUGUGUUAAAUGGAAAAUCUUGUUUCCAAAAUAUGAAGGUUAAAGUUUUGUCACCCUUUGUCAUGUAACUUGUUCUGCAGUAAGCCAAAUGUAGAAAUCUCUAUCUGUAAUUUUUUUUCUAGUUUUACUGCUAGAAUAUAAUUAUAGAAGGCAAUAUCCACAUGUAGUUUAAGUAGCUGAGAGGAAUUAGAUAUUUUAGCAGAGUCUCUUUCUAUAGUUGAGGACAACUAUGAUGUAUCUUUGAAUUAAACAAAAUAAAAAAUACAGAAGAACACUAUAUUUUAAAAAAUUAUCUGUUAAGAUCAGAGAUGCAGUUGGUAUGGUACAGAAUACAGUAAGUCCCCUACAUACGAACCUUCAAGUUGUGAACUUUCAAAGAUGUUAAAGUGCCCCUGUAUGCCAGCUGUUGUACUGUACUACCGUACUUUUCAAGGUACUCUACUGUAAGAUUAAAAAUGUUUUAUUUUUUGUUUUUUUUUAAUGAUUAUUUGUGUGAAAAGUAUUAUAAGCCUAUUACAGUAGAGUACUAUAUAGUUGAUUGUGUUAGUUGGGUACCUAGGCUAACUUUGUUGGACUUAUGAACCCACUCUCGUAAUGGAACUCGUUCAUAUGUAGGGGACUUACUGUACAUGGGCUUCGGAGUGAGGCCACUCUGUCACUUUCUAGUUGGGAUUUUGGGCUACUUAAGCUCUCUGGGCUUUCAUUUCUUCACCUAUAAAAUAGUAAUAAAAUUUAAUAAACUGCACCUCAAAGGGUUAUUAUAAUAAAUGAAAGUAUAAAGUGUAUAAUAUAGGAUAAGUAUAUAAUAGGGCAUCAAUUAAGAAACACAGAUAAAGAUUUUAGAAUUUCCUACAUACUCAGUACUGUGAUACCUUAUGAUGCCUCUUUAUGGUUUACUAAGGUCAGCUAGAAAUUGGUUAUGCCACCACUACAUGCCCCAGCUUGUCAGGAUCUUAUAUAUCAAUAAGAACAUUAGGACAUAAAUGAAAAACAAUGUGAAGAAGAAUGUGUAUAGUAUAUACUAUUUAUGUAAAAAAGAUGCAUGUAUAUACCUACAUGUGAAUGUAUAUGUAAAGAAUACAUAUUUACUUGUAGUAGAUAUAGAAUAUCUCUGGAAAGAUAAGUAAGAAACUGGUAACAGUGGCUGUCUUCUGAGAGGGUACCAGAUGGCUGGUGGAUGAGGGUGGUAGGGAGACCUAGUUCUUACUUUUGGGUCUUGUAAUUUUGUACCGAUUAUAUGUACUAUAUUUCUUAUUCUCCAAUUUAAAACAAAACGUGACCACGAUAUAUGUUACAGGUAUAAAACGCAGCCUUGCGAUUGUACCGUUGACCCUUGUACAACAUGGGCGUUAGGGGUGCUGACUACCCCACCCACCCCCUGGAGUUGAAAAUCUAUGUAUAACUUUACAGUCCACAUCCAAGUUUCUGCAUCUGGGGAUGGAUCGCGUAGUACUGUAGUAUUUAUUGAAACAAACCAAACAAAAAACACAUAUAAGUGCAGUUCAAACCCGUGUUGUUCAAGGGUCAGCUGUACUUUCGUGUUCUCAUAUACUGCUUAGGAAUUGUUUAUGACACUUGCAUUAUAUGCUUUCUAAUAAUACACACAUGCCAGUGGGAUUAGGAUACCAGGGAGACAUGAUCAGAGCUAUAGUCUUUCAAAAGAAAUGUAGAGAAAGCAGUUAAGGGCAGGUUGUUGCUUAGGCAGGAAAACGGUAUCAUUAGGUGGGAGUUUUGGAGCUGGGUCACAGAGGAUCUUGUGAUUCUUGAACUCUGGAAGUCAGAGUUUAUUACAACCCAAUGAAUCAACUCUUGUUGUAUCCAAUUUCCAUUGGUCUACUGGGGCUUAAUUAUAAACUCAAAAUUUUGAUUCAGCAUUGGUUAAAAUUAAUGGAAAUUAUAGGCUACAGUGGCACUGGGUGGCAUUUGAGAGGAAAGAGUUUUGUUGACAUAUUCCUUGAAAAUUCAGGAUAGUCUUCUGGGUAUUGUCCUUCUCAGCAAGAUAAGAAAGAGAAAAUUAAAGGAAAUUAUACUCUGGAGCACUGUUGGAAAUCAGCUUGAAGAGGCGAAGAGUAGAUUUAAUUUUAAAUAUCUACAUGGGACUUCCCCGGUGGUCCAGUGGUUGACAAUCUGCCUUCCAAUCCCUGGUUGGGGAACUAGGAUGCCAUAUGCCGCAGGGCAACUAAGCCCACGCAUCACAACAAGAGAGAAGCCCAAGCGCCACAAUGAAAAGCCUGAGCGCCGCAACUAAGACCCA